AUGAUCACAAUCGGACUGUUCAUGUCACUCCUAUUGGCAGUAAUAAGGAGUUAUUCUGGUAUGUAUGUUUAUUUGAUCUUUUAGUAAUUUUUGAGUCGCUUUUCACGCGCUGUUUGCUCAUCAAAAGCAAUGGGCGAUGAGAGUAUUUUUUUUAACCUUUCGUACCAUGUGAAGAAUAAUUUAUAUACCAAGCCUCAUUCAAAAAUUGUUAAACAGCUUUAGAUAUCAACUAAUUACAUUGCUCAAAACACCAGGAUCACUGACUGUGAAUAUGCUAAUAAAAUAAGCACUAGUUUCGGUUUUUGUGAUAUCCGAAAUUAUCUCAGUCUUGGUAAAUGUAAGUUGUUGUUGUUGUUGUUGUUGUUUUAACUAAUUUUAUUUGCCUUAAACAAAAAUAAUUACAAAUAUUAUUUGUAACUAUUUAAGCUAUUUUCUAUUUUCACAGCGGGCUGAAAGUAAAAAACUAAAAUAACAAAAGAAAGGAAAGAAAAAAGAAAGAAACUAAAUUAAAAGGAAAAAGACGCUAACCUAAUGAUCAUGAGUCAGUGAAACAGUACAGCAGUACAAGUGUAAGUGAUGAGACUUACCAAGACCUUGAUUCCGGAUAUCACAAUAACCUCAUCCAAUAAUUAUUGUUCAUUUAUUUAUUAUACAUCGAAGUUAUUUCUAUGUUUGUGAUUGGCCCAAAUCCCACAGUUAUUACUUCAUAACCAGCUAGCGUUGACCAGAUGUGGAAGAUGUUUGCCAUAUCCGGAAAAGUGACUUCAAUAGUACAUAGUAAUCGCCAGAAUAGGAACGGCAACCGAGAAGCCCUGGGAAGAGUUUGAGUUGUUUUUGUAGAGCUUAUAAAUAAUAAAACUGUAUGAAAUGGAGGGACAUUUCACACAUUUCGCGAAGACGAAAAAGCCGAACUACUAUCUAAAAACAUAGCAAGAAAUGCAAGAAUAAAACUAAACAAAUGGCAUCUGCUGUUGAAAGAAUAUCUGCCUGACUACUGAAACCUUCUUCUGUACCCCAAACUUGCCGAGAAACAGGCAAAUGAAGACAGGCACCUAACAUGUACAUCGAUCGAGUUUGGCAUUUUUAGCUUGUUUUAAAAGCUUUUUUUAAAUGCUUAAAGGAAUUAUUUUGAAAGAACAAUAAAACGAUUAUUGGAUUUGGUAUUAGUGAUAAUUCUUUUAAACCUUUCACGAUCUUAAAAGAUCGUGAAAGGUUUGAACCCAAGAGUCAUUUCACAAGUAGGUUGAGUUUGAUCGUCCGGGUGAACGUAGUCCUGAAUAGGACUUUUGUUGUUGACAGUCACUGUCAACAACAACAGUCCUAUUCAGGACUACGUUCACCCGGACGAUCAAACUCAACCUACUUUUGAAUUCUUAAGAUCAUACUCAGCCUCAUCCAGUAAUUUUUCAUCACUGUUUAAGUCACAUACAAUCGUCACAGAUGCCUCAAUUUUAUCCUUUUAGCUUUGGAAUGCCCUGAAAAGUGGAGCGAAUUUGAAGGCUUUUGCUACAAGGUUAUGGAUAGGUUAGGUUAUCGGAGGAAAUUUGCCUGGUCAACAGCUUUAAGAGGGUGUAUUGGGUUUGGAGGAGACCUGGUAAGCAUAUCAAAUGAAAAACAAAUGAAGUUUGUUCAUAACUUGUCUUUCAAAGACACAGACCGCACUUCUGUGUGGAUUGGGUUGGCGUUUCGGCAUCAAACGGGCGGAUAUGAAUGGAACAAUGGAGAAUUGUUUAACAGUUCUGUUUCCGUCAAGUGGAUCGGUAACAUGUCAAGACGUUUUUAUGAAGAUGAAUGCGUCGAAAUCUUGAAAAUUGGCUGGAAACUCUCGAAAUGUUGCAAGGAAAACGAAUAUUUCAUAUGUGAGAGACCCAAAGGUGAGUUGUUCCUGUUGGGAACUUGGCAUUAA
Molecule: messenger RNA, 1906 nt
Organism: Porites lobata
Lineage: Eukaryota; Metazoa; Cnidaria; Anthozoa; Scleractinia; Poritidae
Source: the annotation of a GenBank genome assembly